Molecule: messenger RNA, 2314 nt
Organism: Chinchilla lanigera (long-tailed chinchilla)
Lineage: Eukaryota; Metazoa; Chordata; Mammalia; Rodentia; Chinchillidae
Gene: Riox1
Product: chromosome unknown open reading frame, human C14orf169
Cellular component (GO): nucleolus
Molecular function (GO): histone H3K36 demethylase activity; histone H3K4 demethylase activity
Source: RefSeq, a predicted model, not a curated record
UUAGCAGGGAUCCUUCCUCUCUAGGGCGAAGCGGAGAAUUUCACCUACGCUACUUCGUGAUCGCGGCGAAAAGGAGGAGUCGGGAAGGCGGGCAAUGGGCGUGGUCAACUCGGAGUCGGCGGGAGGCCACGCCCCUCCCAGAGUGCACCGCGGCCGCCGCCGGUGUGCGCGCCCGCCUCCCGCCGGCAGUGGAGGACCGUCCCGCUAUGGAGGCUCCCGGGCCCAGUGCUGGGCCUUCGAGGCGCGGGCGGCUGAGGCGCCGGCGUCCGCCCCAGCCACACAACGGGUCGGUUUUGGCCCUGCCCUUGAGGCCCAGGAAGGUCCGGAGGCAGCUGCGGAGAAGCGUCGCCUCCCGCAUGGCCGCGCUCAGGGCCCAGGCGCUGCCGAGCGAGGACUCGGAGGACGCGAGGGUGCAGACGGCGGCCGACGCUGUGGGGGACGCGCUGCCCGCGGGCGCGGGGGCGGGAGCGGCCGUGGGACUCGCCGCUGCAGCGCGCCUUGGCCGAGCUGAGCCGCAUCCCCAGCAGCCGGCGCCGGGCGGCGCGCCUCUUCGAGUGGCUCAUUGCGCCCAUGCCGCCGGACCAUUUCUACCGGCGCCUUUGGGAGCGGGAGGCGGUGCUGGUGCGGCGGCAGGACCACGCCUACUACCAGGGCCUUUUCUCUACCGCGGACCUGGACGCGAUCCUGCGCCACGAGGAGGUGCAGUUUGGGCAGCACCUGGACGCCGCGCGUUACGUCGACGGGAGGCGCGAGACCCUGAACCCGCCGGGCCGCGCGCUGCCCGCUGCAGCGUGGUCGCUGUACCAGGCCGGCUGCUCCCUGCGCCUCCUCUGUCCGCAGGCUUUCUCGACCACCGUGUGGCAGUUUUUGGCCGUGCUCCAGGAGCAGUUUGGAAGCAUGGCAGGCUCCAACGUCUACCUCACGCCCCCCAACUCGCAGGGCUUUGCGCCCCACUACGACGACAUCGAGGCAUUCGUGCUGCAGCUGGAAGGUAGGAAAUUCUGGCGUGUCUACCGUCCCCGUGUCCCAGGUGAAGAACUGGCUCUGACAUCUAGCCCCAACUUCAGCCAGGAGGACCUUGGUGAGCCGGUGCUACAGACCGUGCUGGAACCUGGGGAUUUACUCUAUUUCCCUCGCGGCUUCAUUCACCAAGCUGAAUGCCAGGAUGGAGUGCACUCUCUGCACCUUACGUUGUCCACGUACCAGCGCAACACUUGGGGCGACUUCCUGGAGGCCAUUCUGCCCCUGGCUGUGCAGGCUGCAAUGGAAGAAAACGUGGAGUUCCGGAGGGGUCUGCCCCGAGACUUCAUGGAUUACAUGGGUGCCCAGCAUUCGGAUUCUAAGGAUCCGAGAAGAACCGCCUUCAUGGAGAAGGUACGGGUCUUGGUUGCCCGCCUUGGACACUUUGCACCUGUUGAUGCUGUGGCUGAUCAGCGAGCCAAAGACUUCAUCCACGACUCUCUGCCGCCUGUGUUGACUGAUAGGGAGAGGGCACUAAGUGUUCACGGGCUCCCAAUUCGCUGGGAGGCUGGACAACCAGUAAACGUGGGUGCCCAGUUGACAACCGAAACGGAAGUCCACAUGUUGCAGGAUGGGAUAGCUCGCCUGGUGGGUGAGGGGGGCCAGUUGUUUCUCUAUUACACGGUGGAAAACUCUCGCGUUUAUCAUCUGGAGGAACCCAAGUGCUUGGAAAUAUGCCCCCAGCAAGCUGAUGCCAUGGAAUUCUUGCUUCACUCCUACCCAGAGUUUGUGAGAGUAGGGGACCUACCCUGUGACAGUGUGGAGGACCAGCUGUCUUUGGCAACCAUGCUGUAUGAUAAGGGGCUGCUACUCACCAAAGUGCCUCUAGCUCAAAACUAGUUCCUUGUUGAUUGCUGGGAACAAGACAGUAGUAAUUCAGCACUACCACCACCUCCAUUUUGGUUUUGUUUUUAAUUCCUGUUCUUACCUUGAUAGCCAUCAGUAUGAUCACAUUUACCUUUAUGACUUCUUCAAUGUCACAAACCUGUGACGGUCUUCUGGGAAGAAGCACCUCAUCUAGGUACAAAAGUAAAAGCAGAUGUUGGAGGAGGAAAACAAAAGUUAUUUCUGCAGAAGGGAUCUUCAUUUCAGAGCACCAGCUUCGUUCCCCUUAGGCGUCUGUGUACUGUGAGCACUGGUUUUGUCACUGUGCUUGAGACAUUAUAAGUUUCUAUUUGGAAGUUGUAUCUUUCAUUUGCAUUCUCAUUCAGCAGUUUGGGGGAGGAUUGGGGUCAGUAUCAUGUUAAUAAGUUUGUAUGUUAUUAAAAUGCCAAAGAAUGUUUCUCUUUUCUAA